Cyprinodon tularosa is the source of this 3028-nucleotide messenger RNA. RefSeq names its product collagen, type IX, alpha 3 (gene col9a3). The record is from RefSeq and is a predicted model, not a curated record. NCBI's taxonomy places the organism in Eukaryota, Metazoa, Chordata, Actinopteri, Cyprinodontiformes, Cyprinodontidae. The coding region runs from base 195 to 2231 and encodes 678 amino acids. The transcript is spliced from 32 exons.
UGAGUUCAGCCCCUUCAGCUGGAGGCUCAGGUUUUUCUGGGAGCAAAGAGAAAGCCAUUCAGGGGCUGCGAGCCGUCAGGAGAAGGAAGGCUCCAUACGAACGCUGGGGGGGACAGGGACGAGAGUAGACGUGGAGCAGGGGAUUUGACCUUUAUUCCUGUUCAACUCAGGUCUGUGAGGGCGAUCGGGGAGCUAUGACGGUGCUUUCUGCUCUUUGGGUGAUCUUUCUGUGCCAGCUUCUGUCCUCAUCUUCAGCCCAGCGGCCUGGCCCCAGAGGACCCCCUGGGCCACAAGGACCCCCAGGGCAACCAGGAAGGGAUGGCACUGAUGGGAAACCUGGACCUCCUGGGCUUCCAGGGAAAGCUGGCCCUAAAGGGAAAGCAGGAAUACCAGGAGCACCAGGAAAACCCGGUCUACCAGGACUUCCAGGAGCUGAUGGUUUGACUGGCCCGGAUGGUCCUGCCGGCAAAGACGGACCCCCAGGGGAAACAGGUGACGCGGGCCCUCCCGGUCCACCUGGACCUCCUGGCAGGGGGAGACCCGGCGCCCCAGGAUUACCUGGAACCAAUGGGUUGCCGGGCGGAGUAGGACCCCAGGGACCACCAGGUCCAGAGGGUCUUCCAGGACUUCAAGGACCAACUGGACCUGAUGGACCCCCGGGGCUUCCUGGUACCCUGCAAGAUCUUACUGGUGACCUUCUGUGUCCUGCUAUUUGCCCUCCUGGUCCCCCUGGUCCACCCGGGAUGCCAGGAUUUAAGGGACACACUGGACACAAAGGAGACAAAGGAGAGCCUGGAAAAAAUGGGGAGAAGGGGGACCCUGGUCCACCAGGACAACCGGGUAUUCCAGGAACUGUUGGUCUGCAGGGCCCGCGUGGUCUGAGAGGUCUACAAGGUCCAAUGGGACCUGCAGGGGACAGAGGCUUCCCAGGUUUCAGAGGCAAGCCUGGCCAACCUGGAAUCAUUGGAAAGCCAGGUGAUGUCGGAGAAAAAGGACCGCAGGGAUUUAAAGGACCUAAAGGAGAGAUUGGUAAAAUUGGUCCCAAAGGAGCAACAGGCGGGGCAGGACCCAAAGGGGAGCCUGGUAUGCCUGGAAGAGAUGGGAAAGAUGGAACACCAGGGUUGGAUGGUGAGAAGGGUGAUCCUGGACGCCAUGGAGUAGCUGGAGAGAAAGGACCAAAUGGACUCCCUGGUUUACCUGGAAAAGCUGGAGAAAAGGGAUCGAAAGGACAAGUUGGUGAUGCAGGGAAGGCUGGGGAGCAAGGACCUUCUGGAGAGCCAGGUAUUCCUGGUGAACUCGGCGUGCCAGGAAACAGGGGGAGAGCAGGUCCCAGAGGAGUGGCAGGAGGUAUUGGACCAGCAGGCGGUUCGGGGCCUCAGGGAGUAAAAGGCUUCCAGGGAGUCAAAGGAGCCUUGGGCGACCCAGGACUUCCAGGGCCAACAGGACUCCGUGGAGAGUUUGGAGACAGAGGUCCAGUUGGAGCUUCUGGAGAAAAGGGAGACAUGGGCGUGGCAGGAAGUGAUGGUUUACCAGGAGAGAACGGAGAACCUGGUCCGUUUGGGCCAGUUGGACAAAAAGGAGAGCCAGGAAAGAGAGGGGAACUUGGGCCAAAAGGUGUGACAGGUCCACAAGGAGAGAUCGGGGCAAGGGGACCACCAGGAAAGCCAGGACCGAUGGGGUUCCAAGGGGAGCAGGGCGCGCCUGGAAUUGCAGGAAAGACAGGUGUACCUGGGAAAUUUGCAAGUGAGCAGCACAUCAGAGAGCUGUGUGGUUCCAUGAUUGAUGAUCAGAUUGCACAGCUUGCUGCCAACCUGCGGAGACCCCUGGCACCUGGAAUGGUGGGCCGCCCUGGCCCUGCGGGUCUUCCAGGAAAGCCAGGGGUUGCUGGUUCUGUCGGACAUCCAGGAACCCGUGGACCACCAGGAUACAGAGGCCUGCCAGGAGAACUGGGAGAUCCAGGUCCCAGAGGUGAUGUUGGUGAGGCAGGUGAUAAAGGACCAGUUGGUAAAGCUAUUGAUGGACCUCCAGGAGAUCAAGGAUACCAAGGUCUUCCUGGAGUACCUGGGUUUGCCAAAGAUGGCCGUGAUGGAUCUCCAGGAGAUCCAGGUGAGCCCGGCGAACCUGGCAGGACGGGUCGGACAGGGCAUCAGGGUCCUCCUGGGAUCUGUGAUACAUCAGCCUGCCAGGGAGCGUCACCGGCGGAGAAAUCCACAAACCCCAAAAACAAUUAAGGAUGACUUUCUGCAGUCUGACUACGCCGCUUUUAGGAGGGGAUGUGUUAACAUGAGAGGAAUGACACCACAGAACGUUUACAAGUCCUCUUUAUUUUAACACGUGUAUCUCAAAGGAGGAAUGACAUCUACAAGUGUGAAUGGAGAAACUUCCCAAGAGCGACAGGAACACCAAAACCCCCCAAAGGAUAAAAAAAGUAACAGGUAACAUCUUGAAGUAAAGCGGAUCAGGCAUUGAAAAGUACAAGAGAACAACUGUAUUGUUCCAAUGUUUCCCAAACACAACAGGCAUGCUCCAUUUGUUUCUGUUAUCAUCAAUGUGUCACACAGCAGCUGUGACCGCCUCUGCUGUGUUUCCUCAACAUACAAACUGGCCGUGUAAAAUAUGGACAAAGGUGCAGGGGCUGAAAAUGCUCUGUCCCAGCUGCCCCGAAAUUUUGUAGAAUAAUGAAAAACGACUUAUGUGCAUUUCUUUUUCUUUUUUUACUGCUUUAAUUUUUUUUAAUAUUACUUGUAAAGAGAAGUUAAUUGACUAAAGCUAAAAUAAUCUUAAACAGUUUAAAACAUUUGAAUGCAUAAAUAAUAUGUGUAAUUCAUAAAAAAAUUAGGAACCUUUAAAUUUCUUUGGUUUUCUUUCUCAGUCUGCAAUGACCACAUCCACUGUGUAACACCGGUGCUGUAACUAUUAAAUAUACAUUACAUUAAAUACUAUUUAUUAUUGUGGGUGACUGUUGUAUGUACAGUAAGAUGCUACAGCGACAUGUUGUAAGAACAAAUAAAGCCACUUUUCAGUAAAA